AUGAUCUACGAAUGGCUUAAAUUCUGCGGCACUAAUAUCAAGCCAAGUUUUCACUCAAAGUUACAGGUUGUGUUGUUUAGGGAUUUAAAUAAGAACUACAAAUUUUGGUGUGUUUCACAGAUAGUUACUAGAUCUGGUGACAAACAAAUACCGACAUUACAUGGAAAUUCAUCUAAUCUCUCGUAAAAAAAAGUGCAACAAUACCAUAACGAUGAUUGUUAAUUUUCGGAGAGUAAUUCCCCGACGCAAUUCUGUUAUGACAAUCCGGUAGCCGGCUCAUCAUACGUAUGACCGUGUAUGCAUGUAUGUGCCGCGAUUGUACUAAUUUUACGAGCCAAAAUUCACUCUUAUUUGUUUUUCCAACCAAGUCAAUACGCAACAGGUUGUUAAUAGAUCCACAAACCAAGCUAGAUGAGAACAUCUCACGAUAUGUUUAGAACUUCAAGACACUGUGCUUUCUUGUCUUCAAGACAAUUCAAUAACGAAAAUGUAAUCCUCAGAAAUGCACAUCACAGUUGCAAAAUAUUGGUGGUUGGCGGAGGGACUGCCGGUUGCACGAUGGCUGCAAAAUUUAGCAAUAAAUUUAAGGGCUCAAAGGAUAGAGUUGUUAUCGUCGAACCUAGCGAGAGACAUUAUUAUCAGCCUAUGUUCACCUUGAUCGGGGGAGGUGUCAAAACUCUGGAAUCGUCUUACAAGAGUAUGGAGAAAGUUUUACCGAAAGAUGCACAGUGGAUAAAAGAUCGGGUGGUCAAGUUUGAACCAGAAUCUAACACGGUUACUGUUGCAAAUGGAGAUUCUAUCCAAUACGAAUAUUUGAUAGUUGCUUUAGGUCUUCAACUCUACUGGAACAAAAUUCCAGGCCUCUCAGAAGCCUUAGAGGAUCCCGAGGUUCCAGUUUGUUCAAUAUACGGACCUGAAACUGUUGGAAAAGUUUUCAGAACAAUAGAAAAUACAAAAAGUGGCUCAGCAUAUUUCACUUUUCCAAAUUCUCCAGUGAAAUGUCCGGGAGCACCGCAGAAGAUAGUUUAUCUUGCUGAAGAAUAUUGGCACAAUAAAAGGAAGCUCCAAGACAUUCAUGUUACAUACAACACUGCACUGCCAGUUAUUUUUGGUGUUAAAAAGUACGCUGAUGCUCUAUGGAAGGUCUGCCAGAGCAGAAAUAUAUCGGUGAAUUUACAGACGAAUUUAAUUGAAAUUAGAACAUCCAAAAACGAGGCAGUUUUUCAGAAUUUACAAAACCCGGAUGAAUUGAAUACUGUGAAGUAUUCCAUGCUGCAUGUUACACCGCCAAUGGGACCUCCUGAAUUGUUGAAGAAUCACUCUGCACUGACUAACGAGGCUGGAUUUUUGAGUGUUGAUCCUCAAACUCUGAGGCACGAUAAAUACUCGAAUAUAUUUGGCCUUGGUGACUGUACGAAUACUCCGAAUUCAAAAACUAUGGCCGCAAUUGCGGCACAAUCAAAGGUCGUUUACGAACAUCUGUCCGCGGAUUUGAGUGGAAAGGUAUCAAAAGAGACGUACAACGGCUAUGCUUCCUGCCCUCUUGUUACUGGCUAUGGAAAGUGUAUCUUGGCUGAAUUCGACUACAAGCUUCAGCCCACCGAAACUUUCCCUAUCAAUCAAGCCAAAGAAUAUUUUGCUAUGUAUUUAUUGAAGAAAUAUUUCUUCCCUUAUCUCUAUUGGAAUUGGAUGCUGAAGGGUCACUGGAAUGGUCCUGCUAUAUUUCGCAAGUAUCUUAACUGCUUUUCGAGAAAAGAAGUUGCCCCAAUAUCAAAGACACAGUGAAGCUGAAUCUAAUGAUCACAGAUGUCAUUGAAACCAUUUACUGUACAAAAUGUACAUAUGUAUUAUUCGUUAUUUAAUAUCCUGUCGAUGUCAUAUGUAAACAAUGUAAAUACUCGAGGUAUCUUUAAAGUCCUAUACAUGCAAAAAAACUUUUUCAAGCAUCCAAAAAUGUCCGAGAAAAAGACAUACUUUAUAUUUCUUA
Molecule: messenger RNA, 1987 nt
Organism: Neodiprion fabricii
Lineage: Eukaryota; Metazoa; Arthropoda; Insecta; Hymenoptera; Diprionidae
Gene: Sqor
Product: sulfide:quinone oxidoreductase, mitochondrial
Exons: 9
Coding region: 412-1785 (457 amino acids)
Cellular component (GO): mitochondrion
Molecular function (GO): sulfide:quinone oxidoreductase activity; FAD binding
Source: RefSeq, a predicted model, not a curated record